This is a messenger RNA of Porites evermanni, 18704 nucleotides long. The record is from the annotation of a GenBank genome assembly. NCBI's taxonomy places the organism in Eukaryota, Metazoa, Cnidaria, Anthozoa, Scleractinia, Poritidae.
AUUUAUUUUGAGGGUACUUAUAUAAGCCAGUGUUUCAGUCAGUUUGGGUUUCAUUACCAUUACGCAGCUUUAUCCGCUAUAUUCGUUCUGGGAAUUUCAUCCGAAGCGAGGGUUGUUUCGAUGGCGUUCGCUAAGAACUACGCAUUUUUUAUGCUUAUCUUGUUUCCUUGUUCUCUUCAUGUAGUUCAUGCAUUGAAUUACGCUACGUUUAGUUCUGGUGACGGCAAUUUCAUGUUGCACUGGACCUGUAGCAACAACAAGCUGGUAUUCAACAUGACUUGUAAAGCAACCGGCUGGUGUGCAGUGGGUUUUACAGAAAAUCCUGGCGGUGGAGGUAUGGUAAACUACGAUAUCGCUGCCGGUGGGGUCGACAAUGGUACAUCUUAUCUUGAGGUAAGUUUAUAUAUCGUGACUGUACUUUUCUGUAGUGAAGUAUUAAAUAUAAGAAAAAUUGCUUGGAUGAACAGUUUGACAGUGAUGUGCACCGAGGGGAUCUAGACUAAGUCUGAGUUCGUCUUUAGAAUAAUUAUUUUUCUGAAAUACGGAGUUGAAAGCAACAAUUUACAUACUGAGAAAGACAUUGUUUCAUCUUGGCUUUCUUGGUAAAAAAAAGAAUUUACUUUUUUAAAAAUUUCCAGUUCGGUGAUUGCCAAGAUAUCCACUAUCUUUUCAGUCUAUUUACAGUGAAAGACGGCGUAGAAUGAUUUUAAUUUGAAUUAAAAGUGCUUGGUGGGAAAAGCAUCGUGUUCGACAAAACCAAAGCUAGCAUUGACUGAAUUGGGGUUAGCGCAGCAUGAAACAUCUGCACGUCAGCCUUAUAUUUAUUCCGCGUGCCAACUACGCUAAAUAUUUCCGCGGACAUUUUAGACAUUUAGACUUCAGAACAUUCGUGUCUUAAAUCCAGUUCUCAGCUAUUGCUGCAGUCAGAUAACUCAUGUCAGAAACAAAAAUCAGUCUGGACACCAAAGCGCUCUUUACGGAUUUUAAGGGAAUAUUGAAGACCCUAUCAUUUCUAUUCUUUGGACAAAGUAAUAUAUCUGCCUCAGGGUGUAUAUGAUACAGGCCCGUUAGUCUACUUUUUUUCUUCUAAAACAUUUUGUUUAAGUUGAUUUAGCACCACAGAAGGAUUCUUCUAACUUACGCGCCCCGAAUUAUCAAAAUUAUAAAAACUCAACAUUAAACCUUUCCCCUAUUCCUGUGAACAAAAGUGAAAAAAAGAAGUGAUUUAUAUAAAACCCUGAUAAAAGAGCUUAUUAAAAUGUUCACUCAAGCUUCGAUCACGCAUCACAAUCGCCCGGGGGGAGGGGGCUGUUAUUCCCGCUGUAAAAGUUAGUAAAGGAUUUAAUCUAUGAAAGUCAAAAAAGGAGUUAAGACUCAUUUAAAAGAGCGUACUGAAAUUUUUCUCCUCCUCUCGAUACAUGAAAAUGGCAUGCGGCAUGAUAUAAAAAUGUUUGCAAGUCACUUUGCGCCGAACCAAUGUGCGUGAAAGUUCUUUAUGAGCAUCAUGUACGAGUAGCCAGGAGAAAACGGCUGUUAGAGAACGAAUGAUUUAUUUCCUUUACUCAAGACAGCUUUUGUUGACCCGAAGUCUUUUUAUAUUAACGAUUUCGUAUCUGCAAAGUUUCAUUCUUUGCUGGUUUAGUUUUGUAUGAUUGUUUCUGAUGCAAAAAUAUCUUGUAAGCCUCAGUUCAAACAAAAUUUUUUUCAUGAUCCUAGAAUCCAUAGAUAAGGGUAUUGUGUAUAAACGGAAAAAAUAUUGAAUUUCACUGGAGUUCUCAGGGAAAUUUUUUUUAAAAGUUAUUAAAGUGUGAAAAAAUUGUAAUAGAUAAAGCUAAGGUAAAACUGGCAACAAACACGUGCAACUUGUUUCGCAACAUUGCUGCAGAACGUGUUGACAAGCAUGUUGCCCGUUUUACCAUCCACGUUCAAACCUGUAUUGAAACAAAUAAAGGUUGCUGCAAGUUGAGUAAAUACUGACUUCUGAUUGGAUAAGAUUAUGCGGGAGUCACGCCAUACAAAGGCAUUACGUUACUUGCUGCAAAACAAGUUUGCCUUGAGCCGGUAAACGCGCAACGUAGACAGAUGCAAAAAGUAGAACUACUCUAUACUUUCUGCAACAAAUUUUUGGCAACCUGCAACAAUUUGAUUUGUUGCAAGACUGUGAGGUUUGAACGUGGGUGAUAAAAAGCGCAACAUUGUUUUUCAACUCCUUUUGCUGCAAUGUUGAAAUACUAGUUGCACCUUUUUUGUGCCCGUUUUACUGUACCUUAACCAAAAAUAGGUGAGCAUGAAUCAGUUUAAUACUUUCAAAUUCAAAAUUUUUAAAUUAUUUUAAAUUUUAGAAUUAUUAAAAACUGAAUCAUUUGAUAAUGCAAUUCUAGCGUUUUGAUUGGCUUAGCCGUUAUGAUAUAUGAGCCAUUAUACCAUGUUCUCCAUAUAUGGUCGGUGUUCGCGUCAGUUUAAAAUUGGAAGCUAGCUGAGAUUUUUUUCGCGAAGGAUAGAAUGGGACCCGAAGCAAAUCGUUUUCAUUUCUUAGAAUACUAGAAAAUGCAAUUUCAUCAGGGAAAAACAAACAAAGAAAGACGUUUGUCGAAAAACACAUGAAAAUACAUGAGGCUAAAAUACCUUGACCAGCUACGAAAGAAGACAAUUGUGGUUUCUUCAUGAUCGCGAAGCCACUCGCCGAGUCGCUCGCCGAUAGAUAACUGCAGCCUGUUUAUCCGACAUGAAGAAUCGGUAAAUCACAAGCAACCAGCUACAAAUACAGGCUAUGCAGCCAUUGACUACAGCAAUCGAUGCGUCAGUACAGCUUCUUCUCUCGUUCAGUAAAACCAGCCGGUGGCUUCAAACAACUUCAUAACAAGCGAUUGAGGUAGUUUUUCUCCAUUGUUCUUACUUUUGUAACUGCACCAAAAAUCCAAAUUCACAGUAAUUUCGACGGCUGCAGUUAAAAAUUAUUUUUCUUCACAUUAUCUGCGAGGUUUUUGUAGCUGUCCUGCUGUGUAAAAUUCUAGAAUUCUGAUGAAUUUUUUAAAAAGUGUUCAUCGCUAUAUGUUUUGAUUUUUCAUUCAUCCAGUCCGUUCACGCGUUGACAGUUUUGAUAGACGUGUGACAUGUGAAUAGCGGAAGUCCCUUGUCUUUUCCGGUUUGUUCUAAAAAAAUUAAGUGGGGAAAUGCAUCGAGAUUUUGAGGGCGUUUUUAAUAAAACAAUUAUUCCAUUCGCGCUUGUUGGAUAUGAGAUGAUUAUAGCCAACUCGGCGCUACACGCCUUGUUGGCUAUCUAGCAUCUCAUGUCCAAAGCGCCCUCGUGGAAUAAUUGUUAAAUAAAACUAAGGUAUAAUCGUCUCACGCAAGCUGAGAAGGAUCACUGCCUAACUAAUGUCAGUAUUAACAGAAAGUACUGCAGCAUUGCUAUCUUUUAGAUACCCUAGUUGAGGAUAUAGGAUAAGAUAGGGAGGAAUGUGAAGGUUGGCAAUAAGCGGUCUACAUGUGUGGUACCAACAACUAGUUACCAAACAAUUCAAGGUCAUGAUGAUAGUUUAAAAACUAUUUAACUUUUGUACUGAAACGAAGGAGGAGAGGCAUCACUGCCCACACUAGUCUGUUUACUGAACUUGUUACUGCAUAGAAAUUUCCUUGUUCAUGUCUUUCCAUACGAUGAUAAACAAUUAUUGGAUGAGGUUUUUGUGAAAUCCGGAAUAAUGAAGGUCGAGGUAAGUGUUACAAGCCGAGCCGAAGGCCUAAGCUGAUGACACUUACCGAGACCUUGAUUAUAUAGGAUGUCACAAAAACCGAAUCUAAUAAUUGUUUUAUAACACAUUGUUUUGAAAAACAUAACGACAAACACACCGUCUCAAGGAACUUGACUUGAUAUUGUUACAGGAAAUCAUAUAUUGCGCCCGCAACCUACAGAUUAGACAGUUAUCUGCUAGUAGAUAACUAACUAAUAUGUAGGUUGCGUUGAAUUCUAAAAUUAGCUGUGGGUUCUUAGCCAAUGAGAGGACAGAUAGUGAGUACAAUGUAUAAAAACGUCAUUUAUCCGUUUACAACGUUUACCAGUCAGGAGUUUAUCUACUCUGGAGACCGUUUACGAAUUUAAAAAUCCUUAAGCCAAAGAUCGCUUGAAAUCUUCUAAGGCAUGCACGCGUCAACGCAUACGUUUCAAUUUCAACUAACCAAAGUUAGCCAAGCCAGGAGCCCAUAACCCUGAGUGAGCAACUUCCAUGCGCUCCGCGUGUCACGGCGUUUUCGCGGACCAGUUUAUUUUUAGAACGGUUUUGGCGCGAAUUUUGAAUAUCUUUUAAAUUCCACAAACCAGUCAGCAAAACCUACAGACCUAAAAAUGAUAUUUUUUGCCUUUUAAUAACGUUUAGUCUCCCUUUUUGAUAUCUUAUACUUCGAAUGCGCUCAUAGACAUGGUGGAGAUUCUAUUUUCGUGGGAAAAGUGCCCUAGUGUGUCAUUGCGCAGAAUGGCUAUUGUUCUUGCAGUCGAGCUAGAAGCAUAGGUCGGUAAUAUUACAGGUGAAGCGUGAACUGAAUCACUAUCAUUGGUGGAAGUCUGCGCGGUCUUUCCUUUAUAUUGAUUACCGCCUUGUUCAUCAACUUGUCAGGGCAGAGCAAAAAAAACCAAAGGCCAUGCGAGCUGUUGUUCAUCCUUUUGUUUCUUAAUAUCUCAACUUAAAUCGCUUAUACAACGCGUGCUUACAAGGGUGACAAUAGAAACACAGAAGUCUUUAAAGGACAGUUAAUAUUUCAAUGCGCCAACGUGCAAAGAAAGUUAUGUCCGAUAGCCCAGGGCUAGUGGAUUUUGCUAUUGGGCUAGUGAUUUUUGUUCUUAAAUCGUCCGACGGGCAAGUGCUGUUUUUGGGGGAAAUUCAAAUUACAGAAGGAUUGUAAUCAAUCCUGUUAAUCAAAAAGGGUUUUGGGGCUAAUUGAAAAGACUUGUGGGCUAGUACACGCUAGCUACAGCUUGCCCAAAUGGUAGGCUGUAGCCUGCAAAGCAGGCGUAUUUUGGAGCGGGAUCCAUGAAUUGUUUUAGGAAUGACGUUGUCCCGCCAUCUUGGACGUUAAUACUACCAGAGAGUUGGGACGAGUCAAAAAGUGUUUUUAAGGGAGAGGUAGAUGGUUUUAGGUAGGCUGUAACACUGACUUUCUUUGCACCCUGUGCGCUUAAACUUAAUCAAUCUUACGAUGCUUUUACAGCUGAGAUUGAAUAAAGUUACAGUCCUUUGAAAACUGGUUGCAAUUGAGUAUUGUCGAAAAAAAUUUUCGCGCGCGAACUAGAGCGCGCUUGUGUCGUCACUAUUACGCUUUAAGCCCAAGGCAGUCUAGAGGUAAUUUUAUUUUUGACUGAGCCAUUUUUCCACAGGUAUGUUAAUUUGUUUGUUGGGACUGAUUUUUCUGAGGUUUUCAAAGGACCUCGCCUUUCAACGUAUAAAAUCCAUGACUUGCAAACACAUUUCAAGCAUACCAAAAACUUUUCAAUAUACACACUUCUCAUCUUGCCACACUUCAAACCGCAAAAAAGGAGUUUUAUAAAAGGAGAAGCAUUACGUAUUUCGAUUUACUUGAACAGGGGCCGCGAGGAAUCGGUAGGUAAUGAUGACGUUUCUAUUGUUUGCGCCCGCAAGUGCGAAAUGGUUAGGAUGACGUAAAGACAGAAAAUCCCGAAGGGACCGCUUCGGUAGAUUUUGUGACAUUUGACGUUUUGACUUUUGCGUUACGUGUUAUCAGUGACAUUCUGUGGAGCAGUUGUUACGAAAGUUAUGGACCAAAAGACAUUCGUUAUGCGCAGAUGAAGUUAUAACGUGCGUAUAACUGUGUGUAUAUAAACACUUGGAGGCGUUGCCGGACACCAGUUCACAAAUCUUUGAUUGGAAACCUUGCCAGACACCCUUUCUCUCUUUUUGACGAGAAUUAGCUAGUAAGACUCGGCCCCGAACAAGCAAGACGAGUGAAUCAACGGCGAGCUUAUCACUAGCAGAACGAUGGACGAUUACAGAGAUUCGCCGACAAUCAAAUUCUGUGCUGACUUAUUCCCUGCUCACAGAUUUCCUUCCACUACAAAGUUUAAAAUAAGACUAGAAUGCGCGAGAGUGAAUUGAUCAAACGUCCUUUUAAUUUCUAAGGCUUACUUUCCGGCAAAUAAAACGAACUGAAUGUAAAAGUGAAAGAGAAAUAGCGAAAAAUUCAACUUCUCAUUAAAUCUUUUCUUAUGGUUUAGAAUAAACUAUUCCGGAAACUGAGAAUGUUUUGAUCAAAGCUGUGUAAAUCGAACUGAAACUGUGCAUGGAAUCUUGCGUCUCCUGUAUUUAUCUCACCUAUUGUAUGGAAUAUGUGUGAAAAUCUUCAUUAUGAAUCGGUAUAUUUCAAAGAGCUACACAACGAGCAAGAAUACUAUUGACCGACAAUAUACAGAGCGGGGGAAGCUGUGGUGUCAACUAUUGUUAGUAGUAUUGAUCAAGCGUAUACGCCUGGCAGAUUUAGGCUUUUGUACAUUAUGCUUUUGCUUCCCUACUAAAAUGCUCCACCUUAAUGCUCCAUUUUUCCCACUAAACUGCUCGGUCUCCCUAAAAAAGUCUCUAAAAUGCUCGCUAUUACGAGUAAUAUGUUUGCCAAAAAAUUUUAAUUAAAGUUUCAAAUGUGAAUGUUUUUGCACGUUCACAACGUUCAUCGUUGCUGUUGCACAACAAGUUCAUAAAUACAGCCAAAAAAACCAGCUGUAUUAGGUUUUUUGUGAAUUUUGAAUUCUAGUCUUCAUUUUGUCUAAAAAAGCAGGAGCUCAUGGGGCAUGGGCUCCUGAAAAAAGUUAAUUUCUAUUAUAUUUUCUCGGAAAAAUUAAUUUCCCGGGGAAAAUGCCACUAAAAUGCUCGAAUAAUGCUCAAUGCUUUUGCCUCACUAAAAUGCUCGAAAAAAUGCUAGCAUAAUGUACAAAAGCCUAGGCAGAUUGUGUUAAUAAAGUCUAGUGAUUCUUAAAUAUAUUUCAAAGUUCGCGGCACCAGAUAAGAGCAUACUUCACAGUGAGUGGUUUUCAAUGGCGUAUUGUUAUAUUUGACAGCCAUUGUUAUUCAUACCUGUGCGUAAAACAGUAGCUCGCUGGCCUUAGGUACGCUGCGUUUCUACCAGACUUUUUUAAACUCGCAGGGAUAGUGGUUCUUGUCCAUAAACUUUAAAAGUUAAAGGUAUUCUCUUUAAGGAAAGAGCAAUCUUACAUAUUCUGGCUAAAAAUAAAUUGGUCCUAGUAUGGGAGUUGCUCACUUCUGGUUAUGGGCUCCUAGCCAAGCCUGAAAGUGGAGUUGCAACAAACUUCUAGGAAACACAUAGAAUGUUUUCUGUAAAUUAGAAAACAUAGAUAAUCUCUUGAAAUUAUGCAAUAACCAAUAACACCAAGAAGAAGUUUAGAAUGAACGGUUAUGAAAUUUUAAAAAAGUUGGUAAAAUAAAGGAAAAACAGACAAGCUAAGUAAUUACUUGUGAAAAUGCAAACUUCCUCUGCAGGCAUCAUAAACUCACUAUGUGAACGCUUGUUUAAGUUACAGCCGAAGCUAGUGUAAGCAAACACUGGUUUUUUAAAUUCGAAAAAGAAAUCGUUACUAGUGCUGAUUACGAGAAUGAGCCCUCGUAGGUGACUGCAACAAGUCAAACUUUAGAGGGUGGUGUCAUUAAUAAUUCGUAAAGGAAAAAACAAAAAACCUAUAUUUUAUUAGUGUCUUUAUAUCUGACAUAGACACGGCUAAACUUUACUUCCAAUUACAACUUACACCAAAAUAACCCAAACUGACUCUAUAUGUGACCUACAGGAUUACUGGAGCACCAGCACUUCACCACCGCCAAAAGAUGCUGUUAACAACUUUGAGCUAGUUGAAGCCAUGGAGAUGGGUGGAUAUACCAGCGUUAAAUUUCAAAGAAAUUUGACGACAGGAGAAUCAAACAUAGAUGUUCAGUUUACGGUAAGGUUGUACAACAAAUAUUCCAGUAACAUGUGUGAGUGGACUCUGUAGCUAGUCUUUACACUAGACCGUUAAGUAAAACUUAUGAGCUAGCUUUAUUUUAUAUGAUACUAUAUUUUUCACGAAAAAGGUACCCUUUUCGUAUACCUUCUAUUAACGAAUGGUACCCCUUUAACAUACCCUGUUUAGAACUUUCAUCCUAAAAAUUAAUCACAAAAAUAGAAAAUUUUGUCAACUUCAGUUAUAAUGCCAUAAAAUUCAUGUGUUUGCGGCAUUUUUGGGUUAGGGUACCGUUACUGUUUUCAUUAAUAAACAAUUGGAAUGUAGAUAACGCGUACAGUAAUUGAGAAAACAACUUUCAAUUUCCCUUCAGUACAUGAAAAUUUUUUUAAAACACGUUUAAAAUUCGGCUAUAAAACCGCAACAGUGCACUUUAUGUGUACGGUAGGUUAUUCAUCAUUUUCGCGCCUUUAAUUUCAAAAAAAAACUUCGCAAACUUGUCAAUUGAUAAUUUUCAGUUAUAAGUUACUGCCGGCUUUUUACAUAGUUACUUUCUUCGUCUACCUUUGGAUUUCAGAACAAUACUGAAGUCUAUAUUGUCUGGUCUAUGCACUCAACUACGGAUGCCAAUCCAGCGUCGGCAAAUUUGAGCCCACAGCACACUAUGAGGGGAAAGUCAGGAAAUACGCGAAACCUGAUCGCUGAGGCCAUGGCUGCAGCGAUGACACCUACCACCACUACCAUGAUGAUGCCAUCCACAUCUGUUGUUUCUACGCCUCAACCAACAGGUAAUGACCGACGUCCAUAUAAAUAAUAUAUUCCCGCAUUCUAAUUAACUUGAUUACUUCCUGCAGUUACUGGCAGUGGAACAUCAAUAUAACGAAGGGCCAAGCUACGGGCAAAAUUUGUUCGCUAUAACAAGGUUUCGUUAUAUCGAGGUUGAUUUUCAUAUAUUUUACUAUUACUGGGGUAAAGAAAAUCGUUCGCUAUAUCGACGACUUCGUUACAUAGAGGUUUGUUAUAUCAUGAGGUUCCACUGUACGUAAUUUGUCAGAAAAAGCUAUGAAUGACCAAACGAAGAAGAUUUACAUCAUUCUUCUAAUAAGUUUUCAUCACUCGACAAUUGAAAAAAUGAUAGCAAAAACUCUUGAUCUUGUGUCCUUGACGUUGUCUCAGACAACGCUUGAAGGGAAUAAAUAACACAUACUAUUUUUGAAUCCAAAUAUUUUUGAUAUCCGCCAAGAAAAAAUUUCCAUUUCCACACGUACCCGUAAUCAAAUCGAAUUUACCCGUUCCGGCGCGUACCCGACACGCAUUCGGAUUCACUCUAGUACCCAGGACUGCUCUGGGAAUAUUGGCAACAAAGCUAAGCAUGCGUCGUAAAGCACGUGAAAUCUGCAUGUAGAAUAGACCUUUUUACCGAUACGGCGGCCAUAUUGAAUAAAUUCGAUUUAAGGAGUAUUAUAGGAUGCCCAGGGGGCAUGAGCCCAUUUCGUUUGUAUUUUUCGGCGCUUUUCGGGACAUUUUUUCUUAAAGUUUUCUUAGAAUAAGAUUGUAAUGGGUAAAAAGAUCCUUGUGCCGUGUUUGGAUGUAAUAAUGAUCGUCUUUUUCUAGUUUAGUGUUAGAAAUAUGGUCUUUCACUGUAUAUUUCUCGGGAAAAAGGCGAUCAUUAUUACAUCCAAACACGGCACAAGGAUCUUUUUUUCCCAUUACAAUCUUAUUCUAAGAAAACUUUACGAAAAAAUGUCCCGAAAAGCGCUCGAAAAUAUUUACGAAAUGUGCUCAUACAGUAUUCAUCGUAAAAAACUGGGCUUGAUCCUGUUACGUCACCGGAUAAAACAAUAUUAAAUCCGGACUUAGUGUCUACACGAUUCCGAAUUCAUGGCAUAUGCAAAAAUUUCCACUCUGGAGAGCGGAUUCAAAAAGUUGCGGAUUCGUAUGCCCGAUUCACCGGAUACGUGUGGACGAAAGCCUUGUUUAUGUACACUCUUUAGCAAGAAUGUUGUUUUUCCGGCCCCGGGCUGAAUUAAUAUUCUAAUUUUUUUGUCAAUUCUAGGCUAAAAAUAUUCUGGAAUUAUUCUUAAUUAUAAAUGGCGAUAAAUCCGUUUAUGGAUGUAUCAUGGGGUUUUAAUUGCCACUGCGCUUGCCGUUUUGUUAAGUGAAAAGCAUAAAUUCUGCUGUAUUUAUCAAAUUCUCAGCCUUGGGUUUAUUCUUAAACUAGUAAUAACCAAAGGUUACGGAGUGCGGGCGACAAUGAUCGAAGGUCAAAACGCUCUGUGCUUUGUGUAAGUUUUAUGUGACAGAUCGUCUAAACACACGUGCUCAGAUUAUGAGUGAUCGAAGGUCCAAACGCGCGUGGUCAAAUCGCGUUCUCCCAUGGGCGUUCAUUCUUAGUGGAAGUCCGAACGAAUGCUGGCUACAUACAUGCGACGCAUACCCAAGAACAACCUGGAGAUUAGGAUUGAGGGCUCCUCUUGUCACCUGCACUUAUUCUUAGAAUUUCGCAGAAUUCAGCCUCGACAUUCUUAUAAAAUAUAUUCUUAAAAUGAUUAUGUAUAAUCUUGCAUAAUCCGAGACCCCGCGCGAGCAACUGACCGCCGUGAUUUCCACUGUAAAUGUCAAAUUACAUGGGUAAACGGGAUUUAAAAUUAAGUCACAUAUUUCAAAUCGUAAAGCACCUCACACUUUCUUCCGGCUUUCGAACUGAGACCAACACCUCUGCACAGAUGUUUUCUUCCUUUUUACAAUUCGACAGCGCUCUAGUAAAUCUAUUGUCCAACGAAUCCCCUGCGGCUUAAUCUGCUUAUUCCUUCAGGGAAUUCUCGGCAUCCGAAGCGAGGGUUGUUUCGAUGGCGUUUCUCAAGAGCUACGCAUGUUUAUGCUUAUCUUGUUUCCUUGUUUUUUCCAUGUAGUUGAUGUAUUGAAUUACGCUAUGUUUAGUGCUGGUAACGGCAAUUUCAUGUUGCAUUGGACCUAUAGCAACAACAAGCUGAUCUUCAACAUGACUUGUAAAGCAACCGGCUGGUGUGCAGUGGGUUUUACAGAAAAUCCUGGCGGUGGAGGUAUGGUAAACUACGAUAUCGCUGCCGGCGGGGUCUCUGCUAAUAACACAUCUUAUCUUGAGGUAAGUUUGUAUAAUGUGACCGGUUGUACUUUUCGGUAGUGAAGUAAACUAUAAGUUAAUUGAUCGUUUACCUGGUUGCUAGAGAAAGAUUACUUAGAUCCUCUUAGAUGAACAGAUACAUGUCGCACUUUGUAAUACCUAUCGCACUUUGUAAUAAAAUAAGCUGUCGUAAUAAACUUGUAAUAAACUUGAAAUAGAUGGUCGGAGGACAAGUAAACCCAAUAACAAGAAUUCUAAUUGACAACAACAACAGUAAUAACAAUAAUAACAAUAAUAAUAAUAGUUGUUUAUUGUUAUUAUUAUUAUCAUAAUCAGGAUUCAAUAGAAAUACAUAAGGUGGGAGGAAUUCUAAAAUUAAACUAAAAACUAUUUUACUUUUGUACUGAAACUAAGGAGGAGAGGCAUCACUGCCAACACUAGUCUGUUUACUGAACUUGUUACUACAUAGAAAAUUCCUUGUUUAUGUCUUUCCAUACGAUGAUAAACAAUUAUUGGAUGAGGUUUUUGUGAUAUCCGGAGUCAUUAGUAAUUCGUAAAGGAAAAAACAAAAAAGCUAUAUUUAAUUAGUGUCUUUAUAUCUGACAUAGACACGGCUAAACUUUACUUCCAAUUACAACUUACACCAAAAUAACCCAAACUGACUCUAUAUGUGACCUACAGGAUUACUGGAGCACCACAACGUCAGCACCACCAAAAGAUGCUGUUAACAACUUUGAGCUAGUUGAAGCCACGGAGAUGGGCGGAUAUACCAGCGUUAAAUUUCAAAGAAAUUUGACGACAGGAGAAUCAAACAUAGAUGUUCAGUUUACGGUAAGGUUGUACAACAAAUAUUCCAGUAACAUGUGUGAGUGAACUCUGUAGCUAGUCCUUACACUAGACCGUUAAGUAAAACUUAUGAGCUCCUAAGUUUUACUUAAGAAGGCCCAAGAAAAAUUUCAAUUUUUUUUUCUUUGCAUCUCAUUGAAGUCGGAUAGUUGAGACGAUUCAAGAAAAAAAAAGCUUCAAGUGACUGAAAAACCAUCCUUAAAACCGACUUUGCGAACUUGCGCUUUCUUGAGCUUUGUUUGAGGCAAAGCUUGUCAAUCAAUCUUAAUUAUAUUUCACUCCUGGGAAAAAAGACUUAAGUUAACCUGAAGUAAAAAAAAGAAUCAUUUGUGUCUGGAGCUUUAUUUUAUAUGAUACUAUAUUUUUCACGAAAAAGGUACCCCUUUCGUAUACCUUCUAUUAACGAAUGGUACCCCUUUAACAUACCUUGUUUAGAACUUUCAUCCUACGAAUCAAUCACAAAUAUAGAAAAUUUUGUCAACUUUAGUUAUAAUGCCAUAAAAUUCAUGUGUUUCCGGCAUUUUUGGGUUAGGGCACCGUUACUGUUUUCAUUAAUAAACAAUUGGAAUGUAGAUAACGCGUACAGUAAUUGAGAAAACAACUUUCAAUUUCCCUUCAGUACAUGAAAAGUUUUUUAUAACACGUUUAAAAUUCGGCUAUAAAACCGCAACAGUGCACUUUAUGUGUACGGUAGGUUAUUCAUCAUUUUCGCGCCUUUAAUUUCGAAAAAAAACUUCGCAAACUUGUCAGUUGAUAAUUUUCAGUUAUAAGUUACUGCCGGCUUUUUACAUGGUUACUUUCUUUGUCUACCAAUGGAUUUCAGAACAAUACUGAAGUCUAUAUUGUCUGGGCUAUGCACUCAACUACGGAUGCCAAUCCAGCGCCGGCAAAUUUGAGCCCACAGCACACUAUGAGGGGAAAGUCAGGAAAUGCGCGAAACCUGAUCGCUGAGGCCAUGGCUGCAGCGAUGACACCUACCACCACUACCAUGAUGAUGCCAUCCACAUCUGUUGUUUCUACGCCUCAACCAACAGGUAAUGACCGACGUCCAUAUAAAUAAUAUAGUCCCGCAUUCUAAUUAACUUGAUUACUUCCUGCAGUUACUGGCAGUGGAACAUCAAUAUAACGAAGGGCCAAGCGACGGGCAAAAUUUGUUCGCUAUAACAAGGUUUCGUUAUAUCGAGGUUGAUUUUCAUAUAUUUUACUAUUACUGGGGUAAAGAAAAUCGUUCGCUAUAUCGACGACUUCGCUACAUAGAGGUUUGUUAUAUCAUGAGGUUCCACUGUACGUAAUUUGUCAGAAAAAGCUAUGAAUGACCAAACGAAGAAGAUUUACAUCAUUCUUCUAAUAANAUGUGUACGGUAGGUUAUUCAUCAUUUUCGCGCCUUUAAUUUCGAAAAAAAACUUCGCAAACUUGUCAGUUGAUAAUUUUCAGUUAUAAGUUACUGCCGGCUUUUUACAUGGUUACUUUCUUUGUCUACCAAUGGAUUUCAGAACAAUACUGAAGUCUAUAUUGUCUGGGCUAUGCACUCAACUACGGAUGCCAAUCCAGCGCCGGCAAAUUUGAGCCCACAGCACACUAUGAGGGGAAAGUCAGGAAAUGCGCGAAACCUGAUCGCUGAGGCCAUGGCUGCAGCGAUGACACCUACCACCACUACCAUGAUGAUGCCAUCCACAUCUGUUGUUUCUACGCCUCAACCAACAGGUAAUGACCGACGUCCAUAUAAAUAAUAUAGUCCCGCAUUCUAAUUAACUUGAUUACUUCCUGCAGUUACUGGCAGUGGAACAUCAAUAUAACGAAGGGCCAAGCGACGGGCAAAAUUUGUUCGCUAUAACAAGGUUUCGUUAUAUCGAGGUUGAUUUUCAUAUAUUUUACUAUUACUGGGGUAAAGAAAAUCGUUCGCUAUAUCGACGACUUCGCUACAUAGAGGUUUGUUAUAUCAUGAGGUUCCACUGUACGUAAUUUGUCAGAAAAAGCUAUGAAUGACCAAACGAAGAAGAUUUACAUCAUUCUUCUAAUAACUUUUCAACACUCGACAAUUGAAAAAAUGGUAGCAAAAACUCUAGCCUGAGUAUCAGGCGUUUCUGGGGAAAAGGGGAAAAAUCUCCUCUCCCCUACCCCGUUAGGAAGGCCUGCUACUCAGGCUACAAAAACUCUUGAUCUUGUGUCCUUGACGUUGUCUCAGACAACGCUUGAAGGGAAUAAAUAACACAUAAUAUUUUUGAAUCCAAAUAUUUUUUAAAUCCGCCAAGAAAAAAUUUCCAUUUCCACACGUAUCCGUAUUCAAAUCGAAUUUGCCCGUUCCGGCGCGUACCCGACACGCAUCCGGAUUCACUCUAGUACCCAGGACUGCUCUGGGAAUAUUGGCAACAAAGCUAAGCAUGCGUCGUAAAGCGCGUGAAAUCUGCAUGUACAAUUAUGGCAGAAUCACCCCAGAAGAGCUUUGCAAAGAGCGAGCUAAGGUUCCUUCCUCGACGGGUAAGAGAGGGAACCUGGGAACGAGGUUGCUAUCUUGAAUACAGUAUUCAAGGUAAAGAACUGGGCUUGAUCUUGUCACGUCACCGGAUAAAACAAUAUUAAAUCCGGACUUAGCGUCUACACGAUUCCGAAUUAAUGGCAUAUGCAAAAACUUCCACUCUGGAGAGCGGAUUCAAAAAGUUGAGGAUUCGUAUGCCCGAAUCACCGGAUACGUGUGGACAAAAGCCUUGUUUAUGUACACUCUUUAGCAAGAAUGUUGUUUUUCCGGCCCCGGGCUGAAUUAAUAUUCUAAUUUUUUUGUCAAUUCUAGGCUAAAAAUAUUCUGGAAUUAUUCUUAAUUAUAAAUGGCGAUAAAUCCGUUCAAGGAUGUAUCAGGGGGUUUUAAUUGCCACUGCGCUUGCCGUUUUGUUAAGUGAAAAGCAUAAAUUCUGCUGUAUUUAUCAAAUUCUCAGCCUUGGGUUUAUUCUUAAACUAGUAAUAACCAAAGGUUACGGAGUGCGGGCGACAAUGAUCGAAGGUCAAAACGCUCUGUGCUUUGUGUAAGUUUCAUGUGACAGAUCGUCUAAACACACGUGCUCAGAUUACGAGUGAUCGAAGGUCCAAACGCGCGUGGUCAAAUCGCGUUCUGUGCAUGGGCGUUCAUUCUUAGUGGAAGUCCGAACGAAUGCUGGCUACAUACAUGCGACGCAUACCCAAGAACAACCUGGAGAUUAGGAUUGAGGGCUCCUCUUGUCACCUGCACUUAUUCUUAGAAUUUCGCAGAAUUCAGCCUCGACAUUCUUAUAAAAUAUAUUCUUAAAAUGAUUAUGUAUAAUCUUGCAUAAUCCGAGACCCCGCGCGAGCAAUUGACCGCCGUGAUUUCCACUGUAAAUGUCAAAUUGCAUGGGUAAACGGGAUUUAAAAUUAAGUCACAUAUUUCAAAUCGUAAAGCACCUCACACUUUCUUCCGGCUUUCGAACUGAGACCAACACCUCUGCACAGAUGUUUUCUUCCUUUUUACAAUUCGACAGCGCUCUAGUAAAUCUAUUGUCCAACGAAUUCCCUGCGGCUUAAUCUGCUUAUUCCUUCAGGGAAUUCUCGGCAUCCGAAGCGAGGGUUGUUUCGAUGGCGUUUCUCAAGAGCUACGCAUGUUUAUGCUUAUCUUGUUUCCUUGUUUUUUCCAUGUAGUUGAUGUAUUGAAUUACGCUAUGUUUAGUGCUGGUAACGGCAAUUUCAUGUUGCAUUGGAUCUAUAGCAACAACAAGCUGAUCUUCAACAUGACCUGUAAAGCAACCGGCUGGUGUGCAGUGGGUUUUACAGAAAAUCCUGGCGGUAGAGGUAUGGUAAACUACGAUAUCGCUGCCGGCGGGGUCUCUGCUAAUAACACAUCUUAUCUUGAGGUAAGUUUGUAUAAUGUGAGCGGUUGUACUUUUCGGUAGUGAAGUAAACAAUAAUUGAUCGUUCUCCUGGUUGCUAGAGAAAGAUUGCUUAGAUUAAUAGAUACAUGUCGUACUUUGUAAUAAUUAUAAUCGUCACACUUUGUAAUACCUAUCGCACUUUGUAGUAACAUUGUCGCACUUUGUAAUAAAAUAAGCUGUCGUAAUAAACUUGUAGUAAACUUGAAACACAGGGUGUUUCAACAGUUCGUUCCAAUUGUAAAUUGUAUUUUGCGCAAAGCAUUUAAUGCUUCUUUAGCAAAUGUAAACUGAUUCAGGUAAGAAAUUUAUCUAAAUAACCGUUAAAAGCAAUUUCAAACUAAAAUUUGAAGAAAUUAUAAUUUUUUUUUAAAUUUUUGCCCCAACUGUACACGUACGCGAGGUUUUUCCCGCCAUACAGUUUCCUGCCCAUUUUGUAGGUUUUUUAUUUUGGUAUUUUUAUCGUUUUUUUUUUCAUUUUCUCUACUCCUUCAUAAAAAUGGAGGCCUACACUGUUUGUGCUAGAACUCAGGCAUCUAUUUUUAUGGUCUUCUGGCCAUUCAGUCAAAAAAAAUUCUCAAAUUGUUGAACAAGUCUGAACGAUGACCGAACAAGUGGUCAAAAGUAAAGACCUUAGAAGACAAACCAAGGAGUGCAUGGCCGUUUUAUCACAAACUGUGUGAGAAAUAUUAUCGAAAAAGCUGUAAGUAUAUGCUUAAUAAUUCCACAAAACAGAAAGGUAAAAAAAUUUCAACUUCACAUUACCGAUCAAAGUUUCGAGCAUAACGGUACGAGGAUAAGUUACUAAAAAAAGUUGGAAAGCCUUGAAAAGGAAAAGGCGGUGCACACUUCAUGCAAGCAUGGUGUCAGAAGGAUUUGCCAACUUUAUACCACAGGAGGACCAGCCGGCAAACUCAUGUGAUGUGAACCCCCUAGAGACCAUCUGGAUUAUCGUAGACGAGACAACAUACAAAGAUCCAGCUCCCAAAACACUGGACGAGCUAAGAUAGUGACUACGCUUCGCCUGGAAGAAUGUGACUUUGGACGCGCCUUGGGAGCUCGUACAUUGUAUACCUCACCGCUUAGAAAAUGUCAGAAAACAUACCGGAAGACAUUCUGGUUACUAAUAUUUUAGUUAUUCAAUGUUAAAUAAAUAAUGAAUAACAUACUAAGUUUUGCAAAAGGUUUUUUUUAAUAAUUAGUCAAAUUUAAGCGAAUAAAAAAUCGGAACGAACUUUUGAAACACCCUUUAGAUGGUCGGAGGACAAGUAAACCCAAUAACAAGAAUUCUUAUCGACAACAACAACAAUAAUAACAACAAUAACAAUAAUAGUUGUUUAUCGUUAAUAUUAUUAUCAUAAUCAGGAUUUAAGAGAAAUACAUAAGGUGGGACGAAUUCUAAAAUUAAACUAAAACUCUUUUACUUUUGUACUGAAACGAAGGAGGAGAGAAAUCACUGCCCACACUAGUCUGUUUACUGAACUUGUUACUACAUACAAAUUCCCUUGUUUAUGUCUUUCCAUCCGAUGAUAAACAAUUAUUGGAUGAGGUUUUUGUGAUAUCCCGAGUCAUUAAUAAUUCGUAAAGGAAAAACAAAAAAGCUAUAUUUUAUUAGUGUCUUUAUAUCUGACAUAGACACGGCUAAACUUUACUUCCAAUUACAACUUACACCAAAAUAACCCAAACUGACUCUAUAUGUGACCUACAGGAUUACUGGAGCACCACAACGUCAGCAUUACCAAAAGAUGCUGUUAACAACUUUGAGCUACUUGAAGCCACGGAAAUGGGUGGAUAUACCAGCGUUAAAUUUGAAAGAAAUUUGACGACAGGAGAAUCAAACUUAGAUGUUCAGUUUACGGUAAGCUUGUACAACAAAUAUUCCAGUAACAUCUGUGAGUGAACUCGUCUCUGUAGCUAGUCUUUACCCUAGACCGUUAAGUAAAACUUAUGAGCUGCUAAGUUUUACUUAACCAAAGAUACAUGUGUGAAGGCCUAAGAAAAAUUUCAAGUUUUUUUACUUGGCAUGUCAUUGAAGUUGGAAAGUUGAAACGAUUCAAGAAAAAAAGCUUCAAGUGACUUAAAAACCAUCCUUAAAACCGACUUUGCGAACUUGCGCUUUCUAAAGCUUUGUCUGAGGCAAAGCAUGUCAAUCAAUCUUAAUUAUAAUCCUUGGGAAAAAAGACUUAAGUUAACCUGAAGUAAAAAAAGGAUCAUUUGUGUCUGAAGCUUUAUUUUAUAUGAUACUACUUUUCACGAAAAAGGUACCCCUUUCGUAUACCUUCUAUUGACGAAUGGUACCCCUUUAACAUACCCUGUUUAGAACUUUCAUCCCUUUUAACUGCUGUAAAAACACUGUCUUUUAAAUAGGAAUCAAUCACAAAAAUAGAAUGUUCUCCCAACUUCAGUUAUAAAGCCAUAGAAUUCAUCUGUUUGCGGCAUUUUUGGGUUAGGGGUACCGUUACUGUUUUCAUUAAUAAAAAAUUGGAAUGUAGAUGACGCGUACAGUAAUUGAGAAAACAACUUAAAAUCUCCCUUCAGUACAUAAAAAGUUUAUAAAACACGUUUAAAAUUCGACUAUAAAAUCGCAACAAGUGCACUUUCUGUGUACUUCGCAAACUUGUCAAUUGAUAAUUUUCAGUUAUAAUUUACUGCCGGCUUUUUACAUAGUUUCUUUCUUUGUCUACCUUUGGAAAUCAGAUCAAUACUGAAGUCUAUAUUGUCUGGGCUAUGCACUCAACUACGGAUGCCAAUACAGCGGUGGCAAAUUUGGGUCCACAGCACACUAGCAGGGGAAUAUCAGCGAAUAAGCAAAACCUGAUCGCUAUGGCCAUGGCUGCAGGGAUGACACCUACCACCACUACCAUGAUGAUGCCAUCCACAUCUGUUGUUUCUACGCCUCAACCAACAGGUAAUGACAGAUGUCAAUAUAAAUAA